CACAUAGCCGCAUGGCAGGGACGUGUUACAUGAAUAGCUGAAUAAACGAACACGACCUUGCGAACACGGUCCCCGCCGUCCCCGCGUCCCUGCGUACCCGUGUUCCUGUCGGCGUUUUUCCGACUAUCUUUUGACGGGGGAAAGAAAUCCAACAACCCUCCACUAAUCUUAGACCUCUGAUCUAGGAAUCGGUCACCAGUGACUUUCUUUUCAAGUACGAUAGGAGUUCCAAACUUGUCGAACGAUGACGGCAUCGCCCAUGGAGUCAUCGCGCUCCUUCUACAAGUUCGGAGAGCGCGUGCUCAUCGAAGAAGAUCAGUAUCACGAAUUUAAGGCGCACAAGGACCUAUCCAUCGAAGACAUCUCGCAGGUGUGCAAGGACCACCACUCUCGACAGAGCAUUUCCAGAACCAUUUGUGCCUUCCUGAACACGGGAAAAGGAGGCAUUGUGUAUAUGGGCAUCCUGGACAGCGGAGUGGUCAAUGGACUUCACCUCACCAAGUACCAAAAAGACCACAUUUUGCUCAGCCUGGAAAAUGUCCUGACCCGCUACGACCCACCGGUUGCGAAGCAUAUGUACAACCUGCGCUUCGUUCCCGUUAUCCCAGAGGGUGCCACGACACUGCCACCGCAACCCCAGAGCUCAGAACCGGAAGUGAAUGGCAUGGACCGUCAAAGGCCCCACGAAGUUCAGAGUUCACGGUAUUGCUGGUGUGACAACGAGGCGUCUGCACAGAUCAGUGUUGGUGGACAGGUGGGCAAGUAUGUCGUGGAAGUGGAGGUGUUUCCUUGGAGCAGUUCUGACCCCAGGAACAAGCCUCUCAACACCACCAAGAUGGGAAUCCACCCCAUGUUUGAAAACGAAGAGGGCAUAUGCUUCAUUCGGCGGCAAGGUAGCAACAUCAGGUGUACCAUGCAAGACGUGAUCGACAUGACGAGGCAAGAAGUGAAGGCCUAUUACAGUCUACCACCAGAGAUGAGAAAGCCCCUCUGAGCUCCUACUGUGCCUCCACCUCAAGUUAUUCAUUUUAAGAUGUGACAUUUGCACUACCCCCUUUUGACGUAACCCACAUCAGGUUGUGAUGUUUACGCUACCAUCUUUAUGGUCCUGUAAUAAACAUUUUGGUUUCGUUAUGGACUUGGAAUAUGAAGCCUACCUUUUCC
Ixodes scapularis (black-legged tick) is the source of this 1164-nucleotide messenger RNA. RefSeq lists its product as uncharacterized. The coding region runs from base 245 to 994 and encodes 249 amino acids. The transcript has 7 exons. The record is from RefSeq and is a predicted model, not a curated record. NCBI's taxonomy places the organism in Eukaryota, Metazoa, Arthropoda, Arachnida, Ixodida, Ixodidae.